AUGGCGGAUCUUGAAAAAUUGCUAUUGGAAGCAGCCGGAAGAACAAGUGGUUCAUCCGGGAGGAAACGUCAGUGUUCUUCUCCACCACCUGCAUCAUCGAGGAGGCGACGUGAUUCUGAUGAUGGAACUGAUUCAAAAGAUGAUGAAUCUGAUGAUAAUCGUGGAUAUGUAAACAGGAAGCCUUCUGGGUCUCAAAUUCCGCUUAAAAAGAGGUUAGAUUCUUCAGAAAGAGAUGAGAAUCAAGAAGUUGACGAUGAUGAUGAUCGCGGCGGCGACAGUGAGAGUGGGGAUGAUGAGAUUUACGGAAGUGAUCUUUACAAAGAUGAAGAUGAUAGACAAAAACUUGGUAAGAUGACAGAGCUUGAACGAGAAACAAUAUUAUCUGAACGUGCAGAUAAAAUCAAAGAUAAGAAAAUACGUGAAGAUAUGAAAUCGAACCAAAUUCUUAAGAAAACGAAGAACACGCCUCUUUCCUCGUCGGGCGGUUUGCGAUCUUCGACCAGAACAACACCUACUAAAACCGCAUUGAUUGAAUUGAAAGCAAAGCGCCAAAAUAAGAAGCAACAAGACUCACUUACAAAACAGGACGAUUCAGGUAAGUGGAGAUCAAACAAGAUAGGGGCUAGUCCGAGCAGUUCGAGUGAAGACGACGACGAUGGACGAAUGAACGAUAACAGCGACGAAGACAACAACGAGAAAACAUCGAAAAUUCCAUCUUACGAGGAUAUAAAGGAGAUAACUAUCCGAAGAUCAAAGCUAGAAAAAUGGUUUAUGGAGCCAUUCUUCGACGAAUUAAUCGCAGGCUGUUUCGUUCGUGUGGGAAUUGCAAAAUCAAGAACCGGUCCAAUCUAUCGUCUCUGCUUAGUUCGAAACGUGGACGCCUCUGAUCCCGACCGUCAAUACAAGCUUGAAAACAAGUUGACACACAAGUAUCUAAACGUAGUAUGGGGAAACGAGAACUCAGCCGCUAGAUGGGAGAUGACAAUGAUUUCCAAUUCACGUCCCACUAGAGAAGAAUACGAGCAAUGGGUAAGAGAGGUUGAACGUUACGGAGGCAGAACGCCAAACAAACAAGACAUAUUGGAGAAAAAAGAAUCGAUAGAAAAAACCAACAAUUUUGUUUACAAUGCCGACACGGUUAAGCAAAUGUUGUUGGAGAAAAAGGCGGCAACUUGGAGACCUUUGAACGUAGCUGCGGAGAAGGAUAGAUUGAGGAAGGAAAUCGAAGUGGCGAAUAGUAAGAACAAGGUUGGUGAGGUAGCUAGGAUGAAAUCUAGACUUAAAGAACUCGACGAGUGUGGAAAGUCUCAAGAAAAGGAUAGUAAGGCAAUGAGAUUAUCGGAAAUGAAUAAGAAGAAUAGGUUUGAGAAUUUUAAGAAUGCUUCGGAAUUGAAACCGAUGAAAAUGAGUUUGAAAGUUGGUGAAGAUGGGUAUGAUCCUUUUUCGAGAAGAUGGACUAAGUCGGUUAACUAUUAUCUUCCGGUUGAUGUUCCUCCUUCGGUGGUUUGUGAGGAUGAGGAGGAAAAGGUGGUGUUGAGAGAAGAUGAUGGUUCGGGAAAGCUUGUUGAUGGUGCUAGGGAAGGGCCGGUUGGUGAGUUUAUGGAGUCGAGUAGUGCUCAUAAUUUUGAUAUUGUUGUGUCAUUGGAUGGAAUUCGAAAGUUUGGUGGGGUGCAAGAAGGGCUUAUGGCUAGGAAACAGAGGAUUGAAGCUACGGUUGGGGUGAAGGUGCCAAUGGAUGAUGGAAAGAAACAUCCACUUACUUUGUCUGUUAGUGAUUAUAAACGAAGAAGGGGACUCCUUUGAAUUUGUCAUCAAA
Impatiens glandulifera is the source of this 1816-nucleotide messenger RNA. RefSeq names its product protein RTF1 homolog. Gene Ontology annotation, molecular function: DNA binding; RNA polymerase II C-terminal domain phosphoserine binding. NCBI's taxonomy places the organism in Eukaryota, Viridiplantae, Streptophyta, Magnoliopsida, Ericales, Balsaminaceae. The record is from RefSeq and is a predicted model, not a curated record. Bases 1 to 1803 code for a protein of 600 amino acids. Gene Ontology annotation, cellular component: Cdc73/Paf1 complex. The transcript is spliced from 2 exons.